AUGCCUGGGGACCGACGGGCGCGGCCGGACCUCCGCCCUGGGAAAAGUUGGAGGUCGACUAUUCGUGGGGUCACGGCCCCCGGGAGCAGGUUCGGGGUGACGAGGGUUCCAGCGCCUCAGAAGCCUCCACCUUCCACCGGACGAGAUACCUACCCCCAACACGCGCAGCUCCUUCCAAAACCCUCAGGCCCGCGCCUCGCCCACCUAGGCUGGGUGGGCGAGUACCAGCGUCCGUCCGUCCGGCGCUCCGGUUGCACUUUGCAGCCUCGGCAGCACUGCGCCUGCGCGGGGUUGCCGCCGGGGCGAGCCUUCGCCUUGGAAGGGGGCGAGCGGACACCCCCGCCCUGCGAUGGAGCCGUCCGUUGCCAUGGAGCUACCCGCUCCAAACCGAGCCGCCAGCAGACUCAGAGGAGCUUCUCCGCCCAGAUCCUGCGCUGGUCCGACCCAGUGGGGCCACUGACAGGCCCCUUCCCCGCCGGUUUCAAGGACCCCCGCGUGCAGGUGCAGCCUGGGUUCCAGGCUCCGUGCAGGUUCCGGGCGGACUUGGCUAUGCUGUCCUUGCAAAUCUAG
Messenger RNA from Rangifer tarandus platyrhynchus (Svalbard reindeer), 570 nucleotides. Lineage: Eukaryota; Metazoa; Chordata; Mammalia; Artiodactyla; Cervidae. The record is from the annotation of a GenBank genome assembly.